UUUAGCCCAGGCCAAGGGAGGGUGGAGGAGUGAAGGAGUGAGUGCAGGAAAGUGCACACAUACAGGAGAAACAGAAGGAAGGCAGAGAGGAGAGGAGUGAGGGAGGUAAGCCUGUCAUUCCUUGUGGAGCUGAGGUUGAGCACUGUGCUGUUCCAGCGACAGGGGGCAACGCCAGACACAAGGAGAGGAAAGGAGGCAGAGGAGAUCCUCGGAGACCAUCAGGAGGCAGAGACACGUUGGGGAAAUGAGGCCGAGGUCCAGACUGCUGGCUAAACGAGGCCUCCCCACCAUCCGGGAGGGUUCGGAGGAGCUGGUGCAUGAUUUGAACCAGACCAACAGCCAGCACAACAGUGCCCAAGACUACUUCCACUCAAUCUGCCAGCUGGCCCAGCCCACUUUUCCCUUGCGUGAGCCGGAUCGUGACAUCCUAUCCAUCGGCACACUGGACUCCCCCAAGCCAUGCUUGCGGCCACACCGUGUGCGCCAGCUUGUGCAGCCUCUAACCCCCUCCAGCAGUCCCUGUACAUCCCAGCCACCCAAAGAAGACAACACACAACCUGCAGCUUCAGAGCCAGUGAAAACCCAGGGCUCAGAGCAAGACAGAUUUAGCUCCACUGAUCCGCUCGAGUACCUUUAUGGCUACAGAGGGGCAGAAGCAUCUUCCUGUUUGUCGAAAUGCAGUAGCAAUACCAGGCCAUGUUCUGCUUCCAAUGAUCAGCAGAAAAGCAGUUCAGAGCUGCGUCUGGCAGAAUCUGUUCCGAGUCCAGCUGUGCCACAGCGCUCCCCACUAAGCAGGAAGAAACUAGACAGUUCCAAGUUCGACGGCACCCCUUGUGGAUUGAGAGCGAAGAACACUCGCAGCAUGGACAAGCAAACAAUGGUGUCACACUGGAUCUCCGAGUGUCGAAGCGCAUGGAGGGAGGCACGUAACCGCGCCUGCAUGCUGCCUGCCAUCGCUGAGACAUAAAGCUUCUGCAAGCUGUCAAGACUUUCAUCAGUACAGGGAAAUAUAAGAAAUAGAGACAUGAUUUGACAUCACAAUUCCAGUCUAUACGCAUAUACACAUCCAUUUUUAGGUGUAAACUCAGCAAAAGUGACCCUAUAGAUGGUAACGUGUUAAUGCCACACCAGCUCUAAAUAUUGGUGAUAAAACUGGUCAGUGUCAGUCUAGUUAUGUCCAGUUGUGAUCAAUAACUGUCGAUUGUUUGCAGCCUUUAGUGUCGUCUGGUGAUUAAAAUAAUCAACAAAACAAAACUGCGAUACUGAUUAGAGUAUUUUGUACAUAGAGUUUGUGGAAUACAAACAGUCUGAUGCCUGGUCAAUGCACAGAGUAAAAGAUGUACCAGUGUGGGGUUUUUUUUUUACAGCAUUUAUUUACAGUUUUAAAUAAAAUUCUGUUUUAUGUAUAAGUUUUUAUAUAUGCCCGCUAAAUCAAAGCACUUUGUUAGGCUGUAUGCACUUAUUUCAAAACUCGUUUUGACCAUAUCUAGAGUCUAAAAGAAUCUAGAAAGUCAAUUAUUUGUGUAUGAUAGUCAGAAUUUGUACAGCUUGACAGAUACCCAGCUGCUAAAAGCACAAGACCACUUAAUUAAAAGGGGUUAAAAUGUCAUUUUCUCUUAAGUUUUUCGAAUGUUACUACCAUCCUCUGCCUGCAGUUGCAAAACAACUACUAUUUUAAAAAAUUGGGAUUUCUACAACCAUUCCUUUUCUGUGAGUAAAUAAUUGCACAUACUUCUAAGUCCAAUCAUUUUUAAUGAAUCAAAGUAAUGAUGCGAAUAAUGUAUGUCAAAAUCUGCUAGAUCAAAAAUAUACAUACAUCACAUCAUCAGGAGGCAAAAAGCUUGAUAUUUUUUUAGAAGUGAUUAUGAUUGACUACAGGCUGUGAUUUCUCUGUGUCCAAAUAAAAUAAAGUUAGUUUGACCUGCCUACCGUCCGAUAAUAUUUAAUGUACCACAGGCUUAAAUGCUGCUUUUUUGGAACUAAGAAGUAUGUGUUUAUUUAGUCACAGAAAACUAUUAGUUGCAGAAAUCCUUUAACUUUAAUUUAAUGUUAAUUUAAAAAAGGGAAACGUUUUAAAAGUGCAUGUAAACUUUUGAACUUUUUUUUUUUUAAUUAAGCUCUUAUAAUCAGUGCAAUCAAAACAGUGAGCUUUGUGCCGUUGGGCUAUCUGUUCCUAUCCAAUAAUUUUGGUUAGAUUUUAUUAUUUAUAAUUUAUUUUUAAAAUAAAUUCUUGUUACAUUCAACAAGCUGACAAUAAGAUAUUCAUGUUAUUGACCCAGGGUCUGUAAACAGAAUGAAAAAUCCAACAGAGGUGAUGAACAAUAUUAAACCAAGCAGAAACAGCUGGUGUUUAUUUGUGUUUGAGGUAUGAAUUUAUAGGGAGGGUAUACAUUUGUUGGGUUAAUGAAAAUAAAUAUUUUAGCUUUAACUAAAACAUUUAGCUUUUUUUUAUUCUUAAUUUUUUACUUGAAAAGCUCAUACACUGCUAUUUGUUCAUUUAGUGGAUUCUGGUCUAGAGUAAUCUAGCUUCUAAAAACAUAUUAGUCUUUAAUAUGUUUUUUAAUCUUAACAAUAAACUUUUCUAAAAUUAAAAGACAUUUUUAUCACACAGAUGUUUGGAAAUGGCAAAAUGCCUGCUUCACAUCCUAUAUAUCUCUGUGGUAUUUCAACCUGUUAUAACACUUUUUGACACUGAUGCAUACAUGAUGAGGAAAGCCACUUUGGGACUGCACUGUUAUCUUUAAAUGACUGUUCUCUUUCCCAGACCCUAAAACCUUUAAGCACUGAUUUGGCAUUUCAUUUUUUAGGUAAUUAACUGUUAAAUUAAGAACCAUGCAGAAAAAAAAGUUUGCUUUUUUGUAAAUGAUUUUCUAUUUAUGUAUUUAAAUUUCUUGUAAAUAAUAAUGUUUGCCAAUAAUUUAAAAAAGGACCAAUAGGAAAGAAAGGAAAAUUAGGUGUUAUUUGUAAUGUCUUUGAAAAUGUGUUUGUUUUCCACUUUUUAAAGAAAUAAAAUGCCUGUGUUUAA
Messenger RNA from Trichomycterus rosablanca, 3025 nucleotides. RefSeq lists its product as uncharacterized. Gene Ontology annotation, biological process: regulation of autophagy. Lineage: Eukaryota; Metazoa; Chordata; Actinopteri; Siluriformes; Trichomycteridae. The coding region runs from base 245 to 967 and encodes 240 amino acids. The record is from RefSeq and is a predicted model, not a curated record. The transcript is spliced from 2 exons. Gene Ontology annotation, cellular component: mitochondrion.